AUGGCGCCUCCAACUGUGCCAGCCCAUCCCCCUCCCACCCCUGCUGCGCACGCCGCCGUCUUGAAACAAAGAGAACGACAGGAGGAGGAGGCCACGCUCAUGCGGCGGAAAUGCGCGAAGUCUAUCUACGAGUUGUCCACCAGGGCUGACAAGGGGCCACUGCUAAUCGGGAACGGAGUGAUUCAAGCUUUGUCGGCUCUCAGUUUGGUGGAGGAUCCUCGGACGAGUCGGUAUGUCGGAGCGUCGUACGUCAAUAUCGCCGCGCUCGGACGCGAGGUCUGCGUAGACAUGCUGAAAAACCAGGUGGUGCGAUGCCUUCAUCGCCUUUGGCAAAGGGCCUACUCUCUCGCCCACUGCAGGCGGACAAGCGACUUAAGCAGCGUCAGCAAGGGCUCAAACAGUAAGGACUCAAACAGCAAGGACUCAAACAGCAAGGACUCAAACACGAACGGUGGCGGGUCCGCCACUUCCGCCCCCUCGGUAGUCUCGGAGACAGACGAAGAAUGGAGCGUGCGACGGUGUGGGCUUGAUGUUCUGGACCAAGCUGCAGUGGCUUUAUGCCAUCUCAGUGUGCCAAUCGGGGCAGAGAGCAUAAUGAUGCAAGAGAGGGGGAUGGGUGCGAUCAUGUGGUACGCGAGAGGCGACCACGACAACGAGCAGCUCAAGGUGGUUGGUCUGCAGUGCCUCGUUAACUUCCACCGAAACACGCCUAACGGGACCUUCCACGAGGCGAUGUUGCCUUGCCUCAAGGAGCUAGGGCAGUCAGCCACCACCGGUAUCCGCAGGUAUACAGGACAAGCAAUUUGUGCCCUCGGAGCCAACAAACAUGGGGCCUCUCAGUUGCUGGCGGGAGGCGUGUUGACGAUUCUCGCCAACUUAUCGAAGCCCAACAAUCUCACCCGCGAUUGCGAGAGCGCUAGUGGCCAUGACGAAGGAAGUGGUGGUGAUGGCGCAGGAGGGGGGGGGAUGGGAAGAGAAGGAAAUCCUGCUGCUGCCGCCGACGGGUUGCUUCUUGAGGCAUUCGCCCACGCGGCGUCCAAUCUUACCGUCGCCAACGCUGAGUUCGUCAGACAAGCACUCAUUGCUCCGGCCACCGUUGCCGAGGUUCUGGAGAUCCUGUAUUUAGGCGGUGAUGGCGGCGGUGGCGAUGGCGGUGGUGGAAGCGUUGGGGCGAUGAAAAGCAAUGCUAACGUUAGGGGCAACAAGAGGGCUGCGGCCUGCAGACUUAACAGCGCCAGGGUGCUCAGGUCCAUCUUCAGCGAAGCUGACGCGUCUGAUGUAGCAAGGCUAGUCCAGCUUGGCUUUCUGCGAAAGACGGGGCAAUUCUUCGGUCAGGCCGCGGCUCAGAAGGACCCCAAAGCGCAACAGCUCCUUGCUCACAGCGUGUGGCACUUGAGCGCAACGCUGACAGACGUCAAGCCUCUCGAAUCGCAGCCGCCGCCGCGCCCGCACCCGCACCCGCACCGGCACCCGCCGACCGAUAGCGGCAGCCCCGCAUUCACAGGAGAAGCCAUCUCGGCGCUCUCGAUGGGGGGGCUUCAGCAGCACCAGCAGCAGUACAAGGGUGUCCGCCGACGCUCUUCGUCGAACUCUGUUCUUCUUCCAGGGCAGGGCGAGAGCACAACCACAACGGCGAAGUCGUCAACAGCAACGGCGGCAACAAACAACCAAGGGGCGGCGCGAGGUGUCUACGGGUCACGGAAUCGCAGGCGUUCCUCCGGCGGAUCUUCUGUCGUGAGCGUUAGUGUAUCGGAGGCGAACACUGUCAGGUCUUCUCGCGCGAGUGUGCGGCCUGUUGACAGGGCUAAAGGAUCCAUGAUACUGCGGCAAAAUUUCCCGGGGGGGGCUCUUUCCGCAGCACGAGGCGGGCUGGUAGGGGGGAGGAAACUUGUGAGAAGAAGAUCUUCGACAUUAACGGAAGAAGAAGAGUCUCUUUCGGAAACCUCGAGCCAUCGGGGGGGGGUAGGUUUGGAGGGGGGGGUGCCGAGCGCGUUGGGAUCAGGAUUGUCGCUGGACACCACGUCAGGGGCUGCGGACUCAAGCCCUUCAGAAGUUGAUGAAAAGGGGCCGCAUGUGGUGGCGUGCGGUGUUAUGCACCACCUGCUGCGGCUAGCGGAGUCCGGAACCACCGGAUUUGUCAGGCAAGGGAGUCAUAAACAAGCGCAAGAAGGGGCCGUGCGCAAUUCAGACCUAUGA
Molecule: messenger RNA, 2196 nt
Organism: Ectocarpus siliculosus
Lineage: Eukaryota; Phaeophyceae; Ectocarpales; Ectocarpaceae
Source: the annotation of a GenBank genome assembly